This is a messenger RNA of Dendronephthya gigantea, 932 nucleotides long. RefSeq names its product josephin-2-like. The record is from RefSeq and is a predicted model, not a curated record. Lineage: Eukaryota; Metazoa; Cnidaria; Anthozoa; Malacalcyonacea; Nephtheidae. Gene Ontology annotation, molecular function: cysteine-type deubiquitinase activity. Gene Ontology annotation, biological process: protein deubiquitination. Bases 235 to 759 code for a protein of 174 amino acids. The transcript has 3 exons.
CAACAAAAGUUUAAAAUGAAAGUUUAUAAAAUGUCUUCAAAAUUAAAAUGCAUUCUUCUAAUGAGUAUUUAGUUUCAAAACAGUGAUAAAUAAACAGUAUUUACCUGUAUAAUAUUACUCAAAAUUUUGUGAUUUGCUCAUAAAUAACCUUUUUCUGAAUGUGACAAUUAUAAUUUUCAUUUUGCUUUGAAAACUCAAUAAGAAUAUGUAAGCCAGCCGAACAUAUUCCCAGAGAUGUAUCAUGAACGUCAAAGUCUCCAGUUCUGUGCAUUACAUGUGUUAAACAACCUGUUUCAAGAAAGAGUAUUUUCCAAACAAGAACUUGAUGACAUUUGCUAUUCGUUGAACCCUGAUGCAACUAUCAAUCCUCACAAAAGCAUGUUUGGUUUGGGAAACUAUGAUGUGAAUGUCUUGACAGUGGCAUUGCAACUCAAAGAUUAUGAAUUUAUAUGGUUUGACAAGCGAAUUGAUCUAACCUCACUGGAUCUGACCAAUAUCUAUGGCAUCGUUCUCAACAAGUUUUACAAACCAAAAUGCCUCGGUUUAGAAAUUCCCAUAAAGCGCAGACACUGGCUUGCGAUUCAAAAAGUGGAUGAGAGCUUCUAUAAUUUGGAUUCAAAACUUGAUGUUCCAAAAUACAUUGGAAAUGAAGAUGAUUUGAUAAAGUUUUUGAGGUCUGAACUUGAGGUGACAGCUACUCAGUUGUUUUUAGUUGUAUCAAAUUCACUGCCCAAAGAUAGCUGGAUGAAAAUGAGCUAGACUUUGGUGGAAAUUUUGAUUAUAGGUAUCAUAUUGUGACCAUGGUUUGCCAGAUUAGCUAAGGACAAGAAAAAAAUUGUGCUAGCAUGAAUGUCUUCGGCAAUAUUUUUUAGCAGAUCUAUCAACCCUGUGUAAAUCUGAAAAAGGUUAUCUUUUGUUUUUACUGGUAUUAU